This is a messenger RNA of Eruca vesicaria subsp. sativa (arugula), 1014 nucleotides long. The record is from the annotation of a GenBank genome assembly. NCBI's taxonomy places the organism in Eukaryota, Viridiplantae, Streptophyta, Magnoliopsida, Brassicales, Brassicaceae.
AUGAAUCUUGGAGUGAAGAUGGUGCAGAAGAAGGUGGCGGUUCUUUACCAUUACCCUUGCCAUGACGGUGUUUUCGCCGCCUUAGCAGCUCAUCUCUACUUCUCAGCAAACUCAAUCCCUUCUCUUUUCUUCCCCAACAAAGUCUACUCUCCAAUCACAAUCAGCCAGCUUCCUCUUCAGGACAUCAGCCAUCUCUAUCUUCUUGAUUUCGCAGGACCGCCUGGUUUUGUCCAACAAGUCUCUCCCAAAGUAGACACUGUGGUGAUUCUGGACCACCACAAAACAGCCAUUGAGGACCUGGCCGAUGUCUCUUUGACUUGCAAGAACGUAACCACAGUUUUGGAUAUAACAAGAAGCGGAGCCACCAUUGCCUUUGACUAUUUUACUCAGAAGCUGAUGGAAGAGUCUCGAGGAAACUGCAGAGAGAUGAGUGAUUUCAAGAGAAUGAGGCGUGUUUUCGAGUACAUUGAAGACGCGGAUAUCUGGAAGUGGAACUUACCUGAGAGCAAAGAGUUCAACAGUGGAAUCAUAGACUUAGAGAUCGAAUACAGUUUCAAUCAGAACAGUUCACUGUUUGAGCAGCUACUCUCGUUGGAUCAUGACAGUGUGAUCAAGAAAGGAAAAGAAAGUUUGACUAGGAAACGUAAACUGAUUCAAGAGGCUCUGGAACAGUCCUAUGAGAUUGUUCUUGGAGGUGAUGAACAAGAGUUUGGUCGGUGUUUGGCUGUAAAUGCAGACGAUAUUGCAGAGCUUAGAAGUGAGCUAGGGAAUCAAUUGGCAGAGAAUAGCAAGAAUCGGAGACUCAGAGGUAUUGGAGCUGUUGUUUACAGAGUUCCCGAGCUUGAGGAUGAGACCGAACUGAAAAUAAGCUUGAGGAGUGUUGAAGAAGAAGACACAACAGUGGUUUCAAAGAGAUUCGGAGGUGGUGGUCAUAAACCGGCAAGCUCCUUCAUGUUAAGCUCUAUGGAGUUGGAGCAAUGGAAGGUGAACAGAAACUCUGCUUCUAAUUCAUAA